Molecule: messenger RNA, 1424 nt
Organism: Megalobrama amblycephala (Wuchang bream)
Lineage: Eukaryota; Metazoa; Chordata; Actinopteri; Cypriniformes; Xenocyprididae
Product: protein Bouncer-like
Exons: 4
Coding region: 234-626 (130 amino acids)
Source: RefSeq, a predicted model, not a curated record
GAGACCAGGGAUCCAUUGACCACGAUGUAGCUGUAUACUUGCGAGGCCACAACACCGGUGGUGGGCUGAGGGUGAGCUGAGGGGCUGACAGGAAGCAGCGGAGAUAAAAACACAACGAUGAAGAAGAUCAGAUAACAGGAAUUAGGAAAAGCAAACUGCUGAUGUGAUUGAGCUGGAAGAAUAGGAAAGGUUCACUUCAGUAGCCAAAGCUGAUCAGAGAGAGACACACCAUCAUGAUGAAACUAAAAGGAUCCUUCCUCAUCACCGUCAGCUGUCUGCCUUUAGCUGUGUUUUCCUUGACAUGCUACACGUGUGUGUUUCCAGCAAUCUCUCCAGUGGACUGUUUGACAUUCCCCCAGGAAUGUCCCAUGGGUCAGCGAUGUCUUGCCAGCACAGCUGUAGGAGUUAAAGGAUCAGUGUACAUUGUUCUGUACGAGCGGAGCUGUGCCCUGCCAUCACAGUGUGACCUGAGUGGAGAGAAGCAUGCAGCAGGGCUUAACUUCAAUUACACUAAUGAGUGCUGUGACACAGAUCUCUGCAACACUGCUGCAACCAUCAGCCCCCUCUUCUGGACAGGAGCAGUACUGGGCCUCUGCAGUCUGACCCUCUUGCUCCAGCUGGGAUGAGUGAGGUCUAAUCUUAUAGGAGGUGCCAAUUACAUUAUCAACAAAGACUUUUAUUUACAAACACAACUACAUACCAAGACUUAUUAAUCUGUUUAAAACCAAUGCAUCUAUAAAGCUUAAAUUUUAAAUGCACAUACGACUGAAACUAUAAGUCCAAAUGUGCACCUUCAUGCACACAGCAUGCUUGAACGGAAGUGUCUGCAACCACACACACACAGAGCAAGUUAAGGCUUAUAAGAAUGAGUCAUGUAGUUACUCAUUGCUCAUUUGUUCUCACAUGCACACACGUUUGUUUUUGUGAAUUGUGGGGACAUUCCAAAGGCGUAAUGGUUUUUAUACUGUACAAAACGUAUUUUCUAUUCCCCUUCACCACCCCUACCCCUAAACCUACCCAUCACAGCCUUUUGAAAAAUGGGGACAUGGGGUAAUGUCCUCAUAAGUCACCCUCUCCUUGUAAUACCUUUGUCAUACCCAUGUCAUUAUACAAAUUUGUGUCCUGAUGUCACAAAAAAACACACACACGCACGCACGCACGCACGCACACACGCACACACACACACACACACUUAAAUUUAAAAAGCACACAACUUGUUCUUUUAAAUAUAAACAGUUAAUCUGAGUUUAGGUUUAUUUGCUUUGCCUUGUUUUCUGCUCUAAAAACUAACAAUAGUAAAACAACAAUAAGGUAACAAUUUUUUUUUAAUUCUAGAAAAAAAUAAAUACUUAUAUUCAUAUGAACAGGUCAUAUUCUAGAGCCUGUUCCUUUUCUAUAGAGCACAACAUAAGUUUUCUAUUCUU